CCUGUCCAAUCAGCGAAGUGCUCGGGUGUGUAUUAACCAAUCACACUUCAGGAGGCGGGUUUUAUUCCCAGCUAAAGUGAGGAAGUUAAAUCGAGCAACAAGUUGUCGGUGGUUGCUGCUCUUCACUUUGUCUUGUGUUUAUACAUUUCAGCGUGAAAAUGCUCAAAACUGUGAUGGGCGCCACUGCCGGUGUGGCUGCUGGUACAGUGGGUACUGUCGUGUUAGCCCCUGCUGUACUCGGGUUGGUGGGCUUCACCGCAGGUGGCAUUACAGCCGGCUCCAUAGCAGCUGGUAUGAUGUCAUCAGCUGCUGUAGCUAAUGGAGGAGCAGUAGCAGCAGGCAGCUUAGUGGCUGUUCUUCAGUCAGUAGGCGCCGCUGGCUUUACGGCUGCCACAACGGCCGGAGUGGCAUCUACAGGCGGGAUCAUCGGCGCUGUGCUUUGGCGCAAAUCGCCAAGAGAUUGGAAAUUCUUCAGCACUAGAGGAAGAAGAGAAAGUUGAGGACCCUUCAAAUGCCACUUCUUCCAAAGAACUGCAAAAGUCUUCAUGCUUUUUUGUUGUUGUUUUUUUUUGCAUGAGUGUACUAAAACAAUUCACAAUAAAUAACAUUUGUCCAGAUUUUUUAAAAUGUG
Molecule: messenger RNA, 631 nt
Organism: Tachysurus fulvidraco (yellow catfish)
Lineage: Eukaryota; Metazoa; Chordata; Actinopteri; Siluriformes; Bagridae
Product: interferon alpha-inducible protein 27-like protein 2A
Exons: 4
Coding region: 159-500 (113 amino acids)
Biological process (GO): apoptotic signaling pathway
Cellular component (GO): membrane; mitochondrion
Source: RefSeq, a predicted model, not a curated record